Messenger RNA from Magallana angulata, 6786 nucleotides. Its product is annotated as dual oxidase-like. The record is from RefSeq and is a predicted model, not a curated record. Gene Ontology annotation, cellular component: plasma membrane; NADPH oxidase complex. The transcript has 32 exons. Gene Ontology annotation, molecular function: superoxide-generating NAD(P)H oxidase activity; calcium ion binding; heme binding. Bases 788 to 5392 code for a protein of 1534 amino acids. NCBI's taxonomy places the organism in Eukaryota, Metazoa, Mollusca, Bivalvia, Ostreida, Ostreidae. Gene Ontology annotation, biological process: superoxide anion generation; response to oxidative stress; defense response.
AUUCAAUGAGCAAAAUACCUAACUCCGUAACAGGAAGUUUAAAUACAAAAAUGAACACGUCAUAUAAUUGCAAUCAACAGCGAAACAAAAUCAGAUGCAAAUUUUCUUAUAAAAAUAAUUCAUUGCAUUAAGGGUUAAUCAAAAAAUAUUCACCGAUAUAAAAGUCUGACUUUUGUGCUUUCCCACUGAAAAAUCACUUUUCCCCAAAAAUAAUAUAUAAUUGAAAGGCUUCAGGUUUAUAUAGUUUUCGAUUUAUCAAUGUCGACACAUUAUUUAAAUAUUAACUCCGUACAAACAUGUAUAUAACAUAAGGGGCAUUUACGUUAGAAAUACCCUUCGAUACUAUAUUUUAAAAAAGUAAAAUCCUUCAUUUUUGGGGAGAAAUUGGGCGUUUAACUGACCUAUUUUUAAAAACAAAUAUUUCUUUUUUUAUUCUUGAAAACCAGAUUUGUCGAAAUCGAAUGGAAAGUUCGACAAAUUGAUGACACGGUAUCGCUUAGUCCCAGAUCCACAACAGGUGAUUCUCGUUUCGCAUGGACGCACACGUCAUAACACAAAUAUCAAAUUCUGCUUCGCACAUGGCGUCACUCCGUUAGUCCAUUUGGAUUUCCCAAACAGUAUUGAAGUUUUCUUUCAGGAAGUCAACAGUUAUUGGACACGACUGAUAACCGUAUAUUUGAACUUUGCCGUCGAAGAACUCGAAAAAAUUGCCCGGAUGUCUCUAUAUUGACGAGAGAAAGGAUCAAUUGAAGUCACUUGGCGGAGACGAUAAAGCGCCGUAAAGCAGAUGGUCAAAGCAAAGAUGAAGCCAUUGUUUCUAUGUUCAGUUAUCCUUUAUCAUGUUUUUACACUCGCUGUGUGUCAUAAGGUCCAGCGAUUUGAUGGUUAUUACAACAAUCUAGCUUACCCAUCAUGGGGAAGUGCGGGAGAGCCUCUUAUUCAUAACAUAUCUACUGCUUACACGGAUCUAACAUACUUGCCACGCUUGAAUGACCUUCCGAGUGCCAGAGAGGUCAGCAGCCUCCUUUUCAGACAGAAUUUUGCAAACACGACCGGUCAUGAAACGCGAAAUGCACUGUUUGCAUUUUUUGGCCAGGUUGUGACGUAUGAGAUAGUGGACAGUGAUGACGUAUCUUGUCCGUCCGAGGUCAUCUCUGUAUCCGUCCCGAAAUGUGACGAGGCCUUUGACAGCGCAUGUACAGGAAGCGGGGCUAUGCCCUAUGAAAGAAUUAAAUACGACACGCGCACGGGACAGUCUCCAAAUAACCCAAGAAAACAGAUUAACGCAGCCAGUAGUUAUAUUGAUGGCAGCUUUGUCUACGGGAAAACCGGAGUACGAGCCAGCUAUCUACGUCAUCAAGGAACCGGAAAACUAGCGUCCCUGGACUUGUGGGAGAAAUUUCCGGUCCUGAAUACAGUCAGACUUCCGUUCUUAACGUUUCCAAACAAAGAUGACAAAACUACAAAUCCGGAGACAUUGUGGAGAUUUGGUGACAGCCACGUGUACGAGAAUCCAGCUCUUCUGUCUUUUGGGGUCCUGUUUUUCCGCUAUCACAACGCUCUUGUGCAGAAAAUCACGCGCCAAAACACCAACAUGACCUCAGCUGUAGAUGUAUUUUACAAGGCGCGCCAAUGGCUUAUUGCAUCAAUUCAGAAUAUCAUGAUGUACGAAUGGCUUCCAAAACUUCUGAAUGCGCCAGUUCCGCCAUAUGAGGGUUACCGUGGCAACCUGGAACCCGGGAUCACCUCAGUGUUCGAUGCAGCAGCAAUUCGAUACAUACUAACCCUUAUUCCUAUGGGAAUUCGAAUUCUAGAUGAGAAAUGUAACUCGGAAAACAAUGUACGGCUGUGUACUUCGUAUUUCGAUUCCCAGAAAAUCCUGACUAAAAAUGAACAUGCUUUUGAGGAUGCGAUGCGAGGAAUGCUUUACCAGGCUGCGGAAAAAGAGGACAUGCAGAUUGUGCCUGAUAUUCUUGACAAGUAUUUUGGACCUCUACACUAUUCACGCGUGGACCACGUGGCCUACACUAUCAUGAAGGGAAGAGAUUACGGACUCCCGGAUUACAACACAGUCAGGGAACAGAUCGGUCUUCGCCGUAUGAAAAGCUUUGAGGAGAUCAACCCAAGACUGGCCCGAGAGAAUCCAUCGUUAUUUAACAAGACUCGGCAGCUGUAUGGCGACAUUGACAAGUUGGACGUGUUUGUGGGCGGGAUGCUGGAGACCAGUGACGGCCCGGGGGAGCUGUUCACCGCCAUCCUACUGAACCAGUUCCACAACAUCCGACACGGCGACUGGUUCUGGUUUGAGAACACCAAAUCCAAACUCUUUACAGAGGAAGAGAUAGAGGAAAUCAGAAACAUAACACUAUCUGACAUAUUGCUUGCUACAAAGACAUUAGAAAAGCAACACGUCCCAAAAGAUGCAUUUUCUAUCCACAAUCUGUCUGGGUGCAGCUCAGCAUAUCUUGAUGUGGACAACUUGGAGUCUUGUCCUGAUCACCAUGGCUACGAUUACUUUAAGGGGAGCGAACUGUCGUUCAUUAUAUUGUGGACAUGCUUUGGAGUCAUUCCAUUUGUUUGCAUUUUGUCCGCCUACGCCGCAGCGAAAUGCAGGAAAUGGAAACACUCAAACGAAGUACGAAAAAUGCAAACCAAGACAGCCAAAAGAGACAGCAGAAACAGUGUGUCAGGAACUGAAAUAAACCAACACAUCGCCUACGAGUGGCUGGAGGAGAAAGAAGAUGAAAGAGCUGUGGUUGUUAGAAUCAAGCCUCGAUGUGAAAUCGAGGUCGAUAGUUGUACAGGACGGCGCUUGCGCACGGUCAAAUUGUUCAAUCAAGAAUCGGUCUACUUGAUGACGUCAAGCAACAAAGGAAGAACAUAUACUUGCAUCAAAGUUCCUAAAGAAUAUGAUCUGGUUUUAAAGUUUGAAAACAGUACAAGUCGCCAGCUUUUUGAAAAUGACGUCAUUCAUGCACUGGAAUCAAAUCAAAUACAAUGCAGUGUCUUCGAAGAGCGCGCACAGGAUAUUCUUAAAAAUGCGUUUACCCAAAAGAAGAGAAAUCAGCGCCUCGAAAAGUUUUUUAAGUCAGUAUUUUCAGAGGCCUUUCAAAUGGACUACGAUCCGCACUUUGAGGAGGAUCAGUUAGAAAAGCAACAAACUAAGGAAAUCUUAGAGACAGAAUUGACAAAGGAAGAAUUUGCUCAAGCUCUUGCAGUAAAACCGAACUCGGACUUCGUAGAAAACAUGUUUAGUAUGCUGGACACGGAUAGAAGUGGAUACAUAUCUUUCAGGGACUUCCUUCACAUGGUUGUUAUAUUUUCAAAAGGAUCUUGCCAGGAAAAAUUACAAACAAUAUUCGGUAUGUUUGACGUUGAGGGCAGAGGGUUUCUUCAGAAAGCUGACCUCUCAAGAAUGUUUAGCUCUUUGCUGGACAUGGCGAACAGUAAUCUAAACAAGGAGGCCGUGCACACCCUGAUUGAAUCCAUCUGCAAGGAACACGGGCUGGAGGAACAGACGCAAAUCAACUUUGAGAACUUCUGUCAAAUCCUUUCCCCUCAGAUGGACAAACUUUGGAACGCUGGUCUGGACUGGAAAGGAAGACGGAAGUGUCUGCCCAACAAUAACGAAAAGAAAAAAGGGUCGGAAAAUGGACGUCGGCGAGCGUCUGCUACACAUGAAAUAAUAAAAAGGAAAGGAAGCUUGGCGUCGAUAUCCCAGUCAACAGACGAAGACGGCAUGCGCACUCCCACCGACUCAAGACGAGGCUCGGACAUACGGACUAAGUUCAUCGCGGUCAGGGAACAGUACCACCCAGCCAAAGCCAAACUGAAGACCUUCACACACUUCAUUGAAAACAACAGACAGCAUAUCUUCUUCCUCGUCAUCUUCUUUGGGAUCACAUUUGCUCUAUUUGCCGAGAGGUUUUAUUACUACACAGUGGAGCGGGAACACAGUGGACUGAGGAUGAUCAUGAGUUACGGGAUAUCCGUCACACGGGGUGCGGCCGCCGCCAUGUCUUUCACCUUCUCCAUCCUCCUGCUGACCAUGUGCCGAAAUCUGAUCACGUGGUUGCGAGGCACCUUUCUCAACCUCUAUGUCCCUUUUGAUUCCCAUGUCGCCUUUCACAAACUUGUUGCUUGGACUGCCUUAUUUUUUACAGGUCUUCAUGUUAUUGGAUAUGGCUUUAAUUUCUAUCACUUGGCGACGCAACCAACAUCGCAUUUGUGCAUCUUUGAUUCCAUUGUACUCAGGGCUGAAUUUGAGCCGACCUUUAACUUUUGGUUCUUCGGUAACAUGACCGGUUUUACGGGUGUCCUCCUGGUUGUAUGUAUCUGCAUUGUCUACGUGUACGCCACUCAGACGGCUCGUCGCCUGAUCUUCAACGGGUUCUGGUUGACCCACAAGCUGAUCGUUGUCAUGUACAUCCUGACCAUUCUCCACGGGGCCUCCUGCAUCGUCCAGAAACCCAUGUUCUUCGUCUACUUCAUAGGACCGGCCAUUAUCUUUACCGUGGACAAGAUGAUCAGCAUGAGUAGGAAGAAAACAGAGCUGAAUGUGAUCAGGGCGGAAAAACUUCCAUCGGACAUCACUUACAUUGAGUUCAAAAGACCCGCCAACUUUGAUUACCAAUCCGGGCAGUGGGUUCGAAUCGCAUGCCUGACCCACGGCUCCAACGAGUACCACCCAUUCACCUUAACAUCGGCCCCUCACGAGGAUACCCUGUCUCUCCACAUCCGGGCUCUCGGGCCUUGGACCUGGAACAUACGGCAAGAGUUUGACCCCGAGAAUCACAGGGACGGAUCUUAUCCCCCACUUUAUCUAGACGGGCCGUACGGCGCGGGACAACAGGAUUGGUACCAAUACGAAGUCUCUGUUCUCGUUGGGGCUGGAAUUGGGGUCACGCCAUACGCUUCUAUAUUAAAGGACUUCGUCCACAUGGCUUCCAUCAGAAAUAUGUACAAAAUGAAGUGUCAAAAGCUAUAUUUCAUAUGGGUGACUGGAAGUCAGCGCCAUUUUGAAUGGCUGCUCGACAUCAUACGGGAAGUAGAGGAAGUGGACGAGAAAGGAUUGGUGUCAGUCGACAUUUUCAUCACACAGUUCUUCCAACAAUUUGAUAUGAGAACUGCUAUGUUGUACAUUUGUGAGGAGCAUUUCCAGAAGUUGUCCGGGGGACGCAGUGUCUUUACCGGCCUGAAAGCCAACACGCACUUCGGGCGCCCCCAGCUCAACAGCAUGUUAAGUGCGGUCCAUAGGGCGCACCCUACGGUUAAAAAGAUCGGCGUGUUCAGCUGUGGUCCCCCGGGGAUCACCAAGAAUGUGGAGCAGGGCUGUAUUGAGGCCAGUAAUAAUACCAGAGCGCUGUUCGAACACCACUUUGAAAACUUUUAAAUGACACGACUUUCAAAGAAGAUGUUGAAUCAUUGAUCUCUUGAGUUUCUUAAAUCUGUAAUCUAAUUAAUUUGAAAACUACAUGUACUAGGGUUGAUCCAAAAGUAAUGUCACUAUCAUUUGUUUGUGGUUAGCUUAAACAUUGUAAAUAGUUUUUUCAGGGCUUCUUAGAAAUUGAGGGGUUAGAUGUCAAGUUUAAAAUUUGACUGGCCCCUGUUUAUUUAAUUAAUUAUCUUAACAGCGACAACCAUUAAUCCAACAAUGAGGUUUUUGUGUUUUUCUGAUUGUGCCAUAUUUUUCUUGGUGCCAAACUAAAUGAUGGAUCCAGUGAUUAGUUCGUUGCUAUACAUUAUAUCUGUUACAAAUUUUUUUUUGAAAUUUUAAUUUUCGCUUUUUGUGUUGUUUUAAAAGUUUUUUGCUGGAAAUAAAUGAAAUGUAAUUUAGAUAUGAUGUGGUUAAUGAAUAAUUAUGAAAUUUGUAUUAAUUAAUUGUGUGACGUUCUGAAAUGCUUUGAUUUUGGAGUGACUCUGUUGUUAUAAUAUUUGAUUAUAUUGUUUCGACUUGUUUAGUAGUUUUUAGAAAUUUAGAAAAUAGCUUUGAUUUUAUGCGAUGUUAGAUUAUAUUACGUAAGCUAUAAAAGAUUAUCCAGGUGUAUUGUUUAUAUGUUACAUGUAUAUAUUUAAGGAUAAAAAAAAUCUGUGUAGGUUUAAUGUCUCUGAGAAGAAAGAGGUAAGGGCAACAUAGUGUUCAUUUAUCUGCUGUUUUUCUGACUCUCCGUCCCUCUUGUCUUCUGCAUUUAGCUACUUUAAUCUCCUCCCUACCUUUUGAGCUUUCCAAGAAACAAAUAUACUCUUUAAACCAAGUGAAUUCAAUGUUAUUUUUCAAUGCAAGGUCAAAUACACAAUAAUGUUUAAGGUCUGUAAUACUACCAUCAAUUAGGGCUUCUACGGAACCUUGAUCAGAUUUACCGGUAUCAUUGAAAGGAAAAGUGUUAAAACGGUUCGCUGGUCCCUUUGAUACAUGAGUUACCUGUUUUGUAUUACUUACGGUCAAUCCUUUAUGACUUUGACAAAUUAAUUUGUUAUUUUAGAUUUGUUUAAAUUUAGUCGAGUGAUCUGAAAUGGCACAUUUUUUUCCUUGACAUUUUCUUGGAAAACAAUGAUCACUAGAGCAGCUUUGCACAGUGAUUGCUGAACUUAAAUGCACCAAAGUAUGUUAAAUUAAAGAUGUCAAUAGGAAAUGGGGGUUGUCUCAUUCUCACGUUCAACUUGUUGUUUUAUCAUUAUCUGAUUUUACCAGACCCUAUCUAUAUGAUUGAUCAUGUAUUUUACAGAUAUUUACAUGUAUGUGGUGCAUUAAAUUAUGAAAUAAAAUAAAAACGUUUAUUGUUCUGA